CAAUCGUCUGAAUGCUUUAAUUGCUCCUGCUUUCCCCCAAAAGGCCCACACACACUACACUACACUGCUUGCUGCUCGCACUAACAACAUCUCAUGAAGAUGUGAAGAAGAGAAAGAAAAAGGGGAAAUAGGAGUUCGAUUUAAGGAUUUCAUUGUUUAAUCGCGGGCUUGUGUUUAAUUUUUCACUUCUUAGUUUAAAGCUGCUUCUUUUUGUUCCUAGAAAGAAGCAAUGUUUUUUGAAUGAUUUUUGUUUGUUUUUGGGAGACGAAUAUAACUUCUUGCUGUUGUUAAGUGUCUUUUGCUUUUGGGUUUUGUGGUCAAUUUCUGUUUGGUACAGAUCUAUGGGUACGAGGGCGUAGUAGAGAUCUCUUAUUUCUUGAUUUCUUGAUUUCUUACCUUUUUGUUUUUUUGUUGGGAUUUGGAUUUGGUUGCCAUUAUAUUUGUGCUGUUGAUGAAUGGUAGUGGCGAUGGAUUUGGGAUAGCUGAGCUUAAUUUAUUGGGGCAUCUUCUUGUCUCUUUGAAUUCUGCUCUUAUUUGAGGAAAAAAAAAUCGAUUUGGGAGUACAGAAAUGGGAUGUUUUUCUUGUAUGAGCCCUGGAAAUAAGGAUGCGAGGGAUUGUGAUGACAAAAUAGCCCCAAGAUCCAUUAAAUCCUCAGUUGGUGGGAAAAGAAAGGCGAAUGCCAAUGGCAGUGAGAAUGGGAAGAGGGCGGGAUCCGUGAGAGCUAAAGGCAAUGAAGGGAAUAAUAUCCGCAAGGGUAAUGUGGCGCGAGGCUUCACGUUUAAGGAGCUUGCAAUGGCGACGCAGAACUUUAGGGAGGUUAAUUUGAUUGGUUCGGGUGGAUUUGGAUGUGUUUACAAAGGUCGCCUAGAAUCUGGCUUGAUUGUUGCUGUGAAGCGGCUUAAUCUUGAAGGCCUUCAAGGGACUCAAGAAUUUAUAGUCGAAGUUCUUAUGCUCAGUUUGUUGCACCAUCCGAAUCUUGUGAAUUUGAUCGGAUAUUGUACAGACGGCGAUCAGAGGCUCCUCGUUUACGAGUUCAUGCCGAUGGGCAGUCUUGAAAAUCAUCUCUUUGGGAUGAAUAUGAAGCCGUUGAGUUGGUGCACGAGGCUGAAGAUCGCUGUCGGUGCUGCUCGGGGACUCGAAUAUCUUCAUUGCAAAACUAAUCCACCCGUCAUCUACCGCGAUCUGAAAUCAUCCAACAUAUUGUUGGACGACGAUUUCAACGCAAAAUUGUCUGAUUUCGGACUUGCCAAACUGGGACCUGUUGGCGACAACACUCACGUUUCGACUCGAGUGAUGGGAACUUACGGAUACUGUGCCCCGGAAUAUGCCAUGAGUGGCAAGCUUACUCUCAAAUCUGAUAUCUAUAGCUUUGGCGUCGUUCUUCUCGAGCUGAUUACCGGUCGCAAGGCUAUCGACAACGCUAGGAUGCCGGGAGAGCAAAAUCUCGUUGCGUGGUGUCGACCUUUUUUGAAGGACCGGCGAAAAUUUGUUCAGAUAGUCGACCCUCGGCUGGGACGGUUUUCGGCGCGGAGCCUUCACCAUGCGAUUGCGAUAACUUCGAUGUGUAUUCAGGAGCAGGCGAGUUUUCGCCCCCUGAUCGGAGAUAUCGUGUCGGCACUCGAAUACUUAGCGUCUCAAGCUGAGGAUGCUCAGAGAAGCGGCAGAUCUCAUAGCCGGACAUCAUCUUCGCCAUCUCAACUGGACGUUGUGAAAUCUGAAUCGAGAGGACAUGAGAAGGUCGAUAACGCGCCGAGCUGAGGUUUUAUACUCUUUCGGGCAGCGCUAAGUGUAAGAAGGCGGUAUAUAGAGAGUUGACUGUGCGCUGCGCCGGAAACAUCGCCGGAGGAGUCUGUGUUCGUUCUGUUUUCUGGCAAAUAUUUCCUGGUCUUUUGUAAAUGAUCGUCGAAAAUGUCGUUGCUAACGUUUUUCUUUUUUUGCUUUGGGGUUUUUGUUUAUGUGUAAUUUUGUUUUUUGGGAAGAUUGAAGAUGUGGGUUUGGUAUAUGAAGCAAAGCAAUAUUUUGUUUUAUGAUCUUCAUGAUCAACUGCAAAGAUUAUUAUAUACAUUAUUAUUGUA
Molecule: messenger RNA, 2076 nt
Organism: Andrographis paniculata
Lineage: Eukaryota; Viridiplantae; Streptophyta; Magnoliopsida; Lamiales; Acanthaceae
Product: probable serine/threonine-protein kinase PBL21
Exons: 6
Coding region: 569-1759 (396 amino acids)
Biological process (GO): protein phosphorylation
Molecular function (GO): ATP binding; protein kinase activity
Source: RefSeq, a predicted model, not a curated record